AUGAUGCGACCGAGAGAUCCUCGAGUCAGGCAGACAAUCAACCAGAUUUCGUAUAAUCUCGAGUCCGCAAACGAGACAGCGCAGGAACGGAUUUAUACAUUUUCGCAUAACUAUAUAUUCCCCUGUUUCUCGACAAUUGGAAACUGUGUCAAUUCAUGCACUGCGCCCUGUCUCCCCACCCGCGACGACCACCUGCGCCGUCGCCGGCGUCGCUACGCAGAUUUCGACUUCUACGACGACUGGGAGAACGAAGAGGCGGAUGAUACCAUUUUAGGAUGGGGUACAGACGAACUAGAUCGUCUGUUGGCUGGGAGCGGGCUAGCGCGGGGAAAUUCCGACCAACCUCGCAAGCAGCGGAGGAUGAGCUAUGGUGCUCGUCGCGCGAGUAGGAGGAAAAGCGGACUUUUAAUACCAGACGAUCAUGAUGACCCGACUGUUAUCCCGAGCUCGUCAUUUCUGGGAUUCCUCGAGCGAUUCCCAUGGAGAUUUGGCGCGCGGGGUUUGAAAUACAGACCCUCUAUCGCUGACCUUCAAGAACACCCGACCGGGUUACGAGACGUACACGAGCAGGACCCUCUAAUAGAAGAGGGCGAAGAGACCGGAGGAGGGCCUGUGAAUGUGAACAAUGGGAGGUAUCGCAGUUCAACACAGUCGUCCCGUGAAACCGCAAACUCUCUCAGCUCCCGAGGGGAUUUAAUUAUGAGCGACGAGGAGGAGGACGCGGUACCUUUGGACGACGAAUUUGCUAUGGCCUUGGCCCGAAGGGGAACAGGGCUGGAGUCGGAUGAUCAGGAAGGGGGUAAACCCGACAGUAUGAGGUCUACCUCUGGUACAUUCAGCAUAGCACCCACCACAUCUUCGAAGAGCUCGAAAAACAAGAAGAAAAAGAAGCGGUCCAGUCGAAUACGUUCGCCUCCAAGCUCUUUCGCGGAUCUUUCCCGCGAUAUGGCGUCAAUAUCGAUUGACGAUUUAAAGAGGGAGGAUGAGCAGGCUGCGCGGGAAGAAGAGCUAGAAAUUGUACGGAAACGGCUCGCCGCGCGGCAGGUGGCUUUGCACCGGGGGAUCAGCAUAGAGGAUGUCAAAACUGCUUCCAUAUCUCCAUCACAAACAGCGCCUUCGGGUGUUGCUCACUCCACCUUGCCCGUCAACACCUCGGACGCGCAGGGGAAACAAGACUCUGCCCUUAAUAACAAAGUAACCCGACAAGACUCUAACCCGCGAUUAUCCGAGCCUGAUUCACGAACUGAACCAUUCCCACCUUUGCCCGAUACACUCAUGAGUCCUGAGAGUAUCGAAUAUAUUUCUACCCACUCCGAUCCUAGUCGGAAUUCGGACGUACGUCUGAGACCCGUUGACCCAGUGCCGGAACCCGAGGAUGACGCCCCGAGCUCUAAGACCGAUUAUGACAGAAUUUGA
Molecule: messenger RNA, 1416 nt
Organism: Aspergillus puulaauensis
Lineage: Eukaryota; Fungi; Ascomycota; Eurotiomycetes; Eurotiales; Aspergillaceae
Exons: 2
Coding region: 1-1416 (471 amino acids)
Source: RefSeq, a predicted model, not a curated record